This is a messenger RNA of Pantherophis guttatus, 832 nucleotides long. RefSeq names its product lymphocyte antigen 6B-like. Gene Ontology annotation, cellular component: plasma membrane. Gene Ontology annotation, molecular function: acetylcholine receptor inhibitor activity. NCBI's taxonomy places the organism in Eukaryota, Metazoa, Chordata, Lepidosauria, Squamata, Colubridae. The record is from RefSeq and is a predicted model, not a curated record.
UUAUACAAAACAGGCAAACACACACUAUAUAACAUCCUUUGGCAAUUGUGCGCUCCUCCCACAUGGAAUGGCCUUAAAUGUGCAACAUCUUUGUCGCCGGUGAGAAGUCGCGAUCAUGUCAGCAUAGCUGCCUCUUCCAUAGGAGCCUGGCAGCCUUACCCACAAUGAAGCGUUUGAUACUUCUGCUCCUGCUUAUUAUGAUCUUUUGCACGGAAAGAGGUUUGUCCUUAUAUUGUUUCAGAUGUGGUCAUGCAAAAUCCCAUGCGGAUUGUACCAGCUCCAUUAGAUGCUCCGACAUGGAAAAAUUCUGUGUGUCUCACACCCAGCAAGGACCCGGGGAAGAACUGAUGAUUAGCAAAUGGUGUUCCCCGAAAUGUUCCAGAUUCAGCCUGGAAAUCAAAGGAUCCCACGUGUCCUCACAGUGCUGCCAAACUGAUUAUUGCAACAGCGCUGGGCCCAGCGGUGCACGAAGCAGCGGUGUCCUUGUGAUGGGGGCCGCCCUCGGCAGCUUCUUCUACAUCUUCCAGAAAGAGUUGUGAUAGGGGGGACAGGAGGAGAGAAAGAGAGGCCUGCAAUGAGUCUCCAGAUCUCUAGAUUUCUCGAAUGCCCCCCCCCCACACAUACGCACAUGGUUCCUUUGGCUAGUGAGGGAAGACCCUCCCCCUCUCCUAAAAGAAUGAAAUAUUUGGAGAAAUAUUAAAAAAAGCAGAAUCUUAUAUUUCCCUGAAUGAGAAACGGAGAAACAUGCUCUUGGAAAGCAGCCCCCGCCUUCCUUAAUAGCCCCCAGCAGAUAUUUUUUGCCCAUUAAGAAAGACUGGACCAUCCUUUUUUU